Molecule: messenger RNA, 1229 nt
Organism: Blastomyces gilchristii SLH14081
Lineage: Eukaryota; Fungi; Ascomycota; Eurotiomycetes; Onygenales; Ajellomycetaceae
Exons: 3
Coding region: 1-1098 (365 amino acids)
Molecular function (GO): acyltransferase activity, transferring groups other than amino-acyl groups
Source: RefSeq, a predicted model, not a curated record
AUGGACAAACCAGAAACGGUUGAACCGCUGUCGACCAUAAUCGAUGGCCCGGAAGGCUCUGAAGUCCUAAUUUUCAACGAAGCAACAACAACAGAACUGCAAGUCAAAUGCUUCAAGAUUGUAGGAGCGAGUUUCGGCUGGCCGCUCCCAGAAGCGGACUAUAUAGAGAGGGAGAAGUUCCUCAUGCAGCGACCGCUCACGCACAGCAAUGGUGUGGGAAUACGCUGGUGGUGCCUUCAAGUUCAAGGUGGUGAUGGCAGCGGGCGUGUCGUCGCGACUUGCAAAACGCUGAAUAGGGAUUUGCUCAUCCGAACUGCUGCUGGGGGGACCCGAGAAGGACAGGGUUAUUGCAUUGGGGCGGUCGCCACUGAUAAACGAUAUCGGCGAUUAGGUCUUGCUGAAUUUCUAUUGAGGGCUGUCGCGCGGUGGAUGGAUGGAGCUGGAGAGGCGGAGGCGAUCAGCCUUUGUUUGAUAUCGCCGAAUCGAUCAGGCCUCCCACCGACGCAGCCGCUGAUGCCGGAGGACAUCCCAGCACUCUGCGCCCGUGAUAUCGAAAACAUCAAAGCCAAGUUUUCCAAGGAUAAACCUGCAGCUGAUAAAAUCCUCAUGACCACCGGAGCUGCGUUCAUCAGCAGGAAGACUAACGGCGAAGUCCCACCAUUCAGAGGCGCUAUCAACGAAUAUGGAAAGACGUGGGUGUACUGGCAUCAUGACUUUCCAGAUCGCGAGUUGACUAUCCAAAGGGUCGUCACGGCGGCCCAGGCCACAGAGGAUAAGGAAGACGAGGGCCAGCAAAUAGUGACGUUGGCAUUAGCCAGCCUUCUAUUGGCUGCCUUGGACGAGGCUCAGAAGUGGAAGUUGCAUAAGUUGGUCAUAUGGAACCCAACGGCGGAACUGCACCACGUCAUAGAUUUUGUGCAGGAACAGUUUGGUGUGGAUGUGAUAAAUGAGGAGCGGGUAAAUAGCAAUGUUCCUUCAGUGAGGUGGGGAGGAGGAAAUGAGGAUAAGACCAGUGAGGUUGUUGUUUACCACAAACGAAUACUAUGCCUGGAGUUGAGGGCCUCCAGAAGCCACUGUCAUCAUCCUCUGACCCGAUGAAUUGGUUUUUGGGCAUCUAUCCAAAAACAUUAGCUCUCUGUUAAUCACAGUUUGGGUGUUAAAAGGCCUACCAUGCUUAGUUAAGGCCUAAUGGACACAUCUGAAAUGGCUCCUCCAUGUUUCAACCGACC